AUGGAGAAAUUCACAUUGAAACUAAACUUCCUUGGAAAUAUUCUCGUGCGUCUCGUCCCCAUCAUAGUUCUCGUGUUUCUCGCUCGUUUCGCUUACAUCUUCACUGUCAAUAUCCAAUCACCGCCGGAAUCUUUCACUCUUUCCGUCUCCGGCGACAUCUACGGCGCCGAUAACCGGAAUUACUACUACUCCGUCUUCCAAAAUCUCAUCUCCGAUGGAUUCCUCUCACCUAAUUCUUACUCUCUGUGCAUCGAAACCGUCACCGGCGAAGAUGUCGAAGCUUUGAUCGAUAUCGGAGUCGUUGAUUCCAUCGGAAUUUCACAGAAUCAAUCACCGCCGUUGAUUUACUACGGCAAUGCUGAUCGACAGCCGUUCGAUGAUGACAGUUUCGAUUUCGAGUUCGCUGGAAAUGGAGUACUUGAUCGAUCAUCGAAGCCAAUUGAAUUUGCUAAAGAAGUUUCUAGAACAUUGAAGCCCGGGGGUAUUUUCGUAAUUCACACAAUAUCGAAGGAUAAUUACAGUCUCAACUCGUUGAUUCAGUUGUUCAGUUCCUUCAAAUUGAUUCGAUCUAUUGAAAUCGACGGUUACGGCUACGCCACGUGGCAACCGUUGAUUCGUCAGGUUAUUUUCGAGAAGGUGAUAGGAUGUGUUGAUAAUUUUGAGAAAAUGAGAAAUUUGAGAUAUUACUGCUUUACCCCUGAGUAUAAGCGGGAAUUAAUUCAAAAAGCGGAGCCGUUGAAACUGUGGAGAAAAUCCAAGAGGGAUGUGAAAAAUGUGAAGUAUUUGUCAUCAAUGGUUGAUAUAAGUUUUAAGAAAAGGUAUAUAUAUGUUGCUGUUGGAGCAAGGAGUUAUGGUUCAAGUAUAGGGAGUUGGUUUAAUAGAGAGUAUCCGAAACAGAAUAAGACGUUUGAGGUAUACGCGAUAGAGGGUGAGAGGGAAUAUCACGAAGAGUAUAGGCGAAAGGGGGUGAGUCUUUUGCCAUAUGUAGCAUGGUUGAGGAACGAGACGUUGUAUUUUGAGAUAACGCGAGAACAAACUAGGAAGAGCGUGGAGAGGGGUCGAGGGAUAGGGAGGACACAAUCAGCGCGAUCAUCGUUGGAUUAUGUAACGGAUUCGGAUAAGAUUUUGGGGUUUGAUUUCGCGGGAUGGUUGAUGAGUUUGUUUGAAGAAAGGGAUUAUUUGGUUGUGAAAAUGGAUGUGGAAGGGAGUGAGUUUCAUUUGGUGAAGAAGUUGAUUGAGAGUGGUGCAAUUUGUUUGAUUGAUGAGUUGUUUCUUGAAUGUCAUUAUGAUGAUGGUAGAUGGCAAAGGUUUGGUUAUGGUAAAAGGAGUAGGAAAUAUGAUAAGACAUAUAGUCAGUGUUUGGAGUUGUUUACUUCUCUUAGAGACAUUGGGAUUCUAGUACAUCAAUGGUGA
Molecule: messenger RNA, 1413 nt
Organism: Capsicum annuum
Lineage: Eukaryota; Viridiplantae; Streptophyta; Magnoliopsida; Solanales; Solanaceae
Exons: 1
Coding region: 1-1413 (470 amino acids)
Molecular function (GO): S-adenosylmethionine-dependent methyltransferase activity
Source: RefSeq, a predicted model, not a curated record